Orycteropus afer afer is the source of this 13563-nucleotide messenger RNA. RefSeq names its product sacsin molecular chaperone (gene SACS). Gene Ontology annotation, molecular function: Hsp70 protein binding. Bases 265 to 13563 code for a protein of 4432 amino acids. The transcript is spliced from 7 exons. NCBI's taxonomy places the organism in Eukaryota, Metazoa, Chordata, Mammalia, Tubulidentata, Orycteropodidae. The record is from RefSeq and is a predicted model, not a curated record.
GACUGGAUCAAGAUUGGAGAUCUGACUUCCCCAAAUCGUCCCCUUUUUAUACAUCUUCAAUCAAAAGGCUUAAGAGGGGGAGGUCGGUUUGGCCAGACAACUCCACCACUCGUUGAUUUUCUCAAGGACAUUUUACGAAGAUACCCAGAAGGAGGGCAGAUUCUUAAGGAACUAAUUCAGAAUGCAGAAGAUGCAGGGGCCACUGAAGUUAAAUUUUUAUAUGAUGAAACUCAAUAUGGCACGGAGACCCUUUGGUCAAAAGAUAUGGAGCCAUAUCAGGGGUCAGCGCUGUAUGCGUACAACAAUGCCGUUUUCACCCCAGAGGACUGGGAUGGCAUUCAAGAAAUAGCCAGAAGCAGGAAAAAGGACGAUCCCUUGAAGGUCGGAAGAUUUGGGAUUGGGUUUAAUUCUGUCUAUCAUAUAACAGAUGUUCCUUGUAUCUUCAGUGGUAACCAAAUUGGGAUGUUAGAUCCUCACCAAACACUUUUUGGCCCACAUGAGUCAGGCCAGUGUUGGAAUCUCAAAGAUGACAGCAGAGAAAUCAGUGAACUCUCUGACCAGUUUGCACCAUUCAUUGGCGUCUUUGGAAGCACCAAGGAGACGUUUACCAAUGGCAAUUUCCCAGGGACCUUCUUCCGUUUCCCACUUCGCCUGCAACCUUCUCAGCUUAGCAGUAAUCUCUACAAUAAGCAGAAGGUCCUUGAGCUGUUCGAGUCCUUCCGGGCAGACGCGGACACGGUGCUCCUCUUCCUGAAAAGCGUACAGGACGUCUCCCUACACGUUCGAGAGGCCGAUGGAACAGAGAAGCUGGUGUUUCGAGUGACGGCGAGUGAGAGCCAGACCCUGAAGCACGAGCGGCCCGACUCCAUAAAGAUCCUAGGAGCUGCCAUCAGUAACUAUUGUAAAAAGGUUCCGAGCAACAGCAUCACCUGUGUAACCUACCCUAUCAACAUAGUUUUAGAAGAUGAGGGCGCAGAGAAUGCACAGAAGACAUCGUGGCUGGUGUGUAACAGUGUGGGUGGCCGAGGGAUGUGCAGCAAGCUCGACUCCUUAGCCGAUGAACUGAAAUUCAUCCCACUCAUCGGAAUAGCCAUGGCUCUGUCCAGCAGAGACGAUGAAGAAAAAGGAGCCACUUCCGAGUUCUCAGGAAAAGCCUUUUGUUUUCUUCCUUUACCACCUGGUGAGGAAAGCAAAACGGGUCUUCCAGUUCACAUCAGUGGGUUCUUCGGCCUGACGGACAACCGCAGGAGCAUAAAGUGGCGGGAGCUGGACCAGUGGAGAGACCCUGCAGCCUUGUGGAAUGAUGUCCUUGUGGUAAACGUGGUGCCAAAAGCUUAUGCCACUCUGAUCCUGGAGUCCAUCAGACGCCUGGAGGCAGAAAAGAGCUCAGAGCUCCCCCUGUCGGUUGAGAUUAUCUACAAACUUUGGCCAAACACAGACAAGGUGAAGGUGCACUGGCGGCCCGUUUUAGAGCCUCUGUUUAACGAGCUGUUCCAGAACGCAGUUAUUUAUUCCAUUAGCAAUCAGUGGGUGAAGUUGGAGCAGGUGUACUUCUCAGAGUUGGAUGAAAGUCUGGAACACACAACAACGGUGCUCAGCUACCUCCAGAGCUCAGGGAAGCAGGUGGCCAAGGUGCCGGCUAACCUUGCUGCUGCCGUCCAGGUGACUGCCUGCGGUGCCAAGCCUGUGAAGAGGGUGACGCCUGCGCUGGUGCGCCAGGUGCUGAGGAAGACCGCGCACUUGGGCAGCCCCGGAGAGAAGCUUCACCUCCUGGAAUUCGUGCUUUCCGACGAAGUUUACAGCGAACUGCUUGGCUUGGAGCUUCUCCCUUUACAAAACGGGAAUUUUGUGCCCUUCUCGUCAUCUGUAUCAGAUCAAGAUGUUAUUUAUAUUACCUCAGAAGAUUACCCAAGGUCCCUUUUCCCAGGUCUUAAAGGAAGAUUUAUUUUGGAUAACUUGAAGCCUCACAUUCUAGCUGCUUUAAAGGAAGCUGCCAAAACCAGAGGAAGACCCUGUACUCAACUGCAGCUUCUGAAUCCAGAACGAUUUGCACGUCUUAUCAAAGAAGUGAUGAAUACAUUCUGGCCUGGCAGAGACCUGCUUGUUCAGUGGUACCCACUGAAUGAAGAGAGAAAUCACCCACCUGUUUCAUGGCUAAAGAUGGUGUGGAAGAAUCUCUAUAUACACUUUGCAGAAGACUUGACUUUAUUUGAUGAGAUGCCACUUAUCCCCAGAAUGGCCCUAGAAGAAGGUCAAACGUGUUUGGAACUCAUUAGACUCAGGAUUCCAUCAGUAGUCAUUUUAGAAGAUGAACCUGAAGCACAACUUCCAGAAUUCUUGGCGGACAUUGUACAGAAACUUGGAGGAAUCGUCCUUAAAAAGCUAGAUGCCUCUAUCCAGCAUCCACUCAUGAAAAGGUACAUUCAUUCACCGUUACCGAGCGCUGUUCUACAGAUCAUGGAAAGGAUGCCGCUGCAGAAGCUAUGUAACCAAAUCGCUUCGCUACUUCCAACGCACAAAGAUGCCCUGAGGAAGUUCUUGGCUAGUUUAACUGAAAGCAGUGAAAGGGAGAGAAGAAUAAUUCAGGAAUUGCCAGUAUUCAAGAGGAUUAACCAUUCGUCUGAUCAGGGCAUUUCUUCUUACACAAAAUUGAAAGGCUGUAAAGUCUUGCAUCAUACCGCAAGGCUUCCGCCUAACCUGCGACUUUCUAUUUCUGUAAUAGACAGUAGUGAUGAGGCUACGAUUCGCUUGGCAAACAUGCUGAAAAUUGAGAAGCUGAAGACCACUAGCUGUCUAAAGCUUGUUUUAAAAGACUCUGAAAAUGCAUUUUAUUCACAUGAAGAGGUAAAUCAGCUUAUGUUAUGGAUUCUUGAGAAUCUAUCCUCCCUUAAGAAGGAGAAUGCAAAUGUGAUUGACUGGUUAAUGCCAUUGAAAUUCAUUCAGAUUUCACAGGAAAGGAUGGUGUCAGCCAGUGAACUCUUUGAUCCUGACAUAGAAGUCCUACAGGAUCUCUUUUAUAAUGAAGAAGAAAUCUGUUUCCCACCUUCCAUUUUUACCUCACCAGAUAUUCUUCACUCAUUGAGGCAGAUUGGCUUAAAAAAUGAAGCCAAUCUCAAAGAGAAAGACAUCGUGCAAGUGGCAAAAAAAAUUGAAGCCUUACAGGCCAGUUCUUGUCCAAAUCAAGAUGCUCUUUUAAAGAAAGCCAAGACACUCUUACUGGUUUUAAAUAAGAACCAUAUGCUGUUGCAUUCUUCUGAAGGAAGAAUGACAUUGAAGAAAAUAAAAUGGGUGCCAGCCUGCAAGGAAAGGCCUCCCAAUUAUCCAGGGUCUUUAGUGUGGAAAGGAGAUCUCUGUAAUCUUUGUGCUCCACCAGAUAUGUGUGACGUAGCUCAUGCAAUUCUCGUUGGCUCAUCAGUCCCUCUUGUGGAAAGUAUCCAUGUACACUUGGAAAAAGCAUUGGGCAUUUUCACAAAACCUAGCAUCAGUGCUGUCUUAAAACACUUCAAAAUUGUUGUGGAUUGGUACACUUCAAAAACCUUUAGUGACGAAGACUAUUAUCAGUUCCAGCAUAUUUUGCUUGAAAUUUAUGGAUUCAUGCAUGAUCAUUUAGAUGAAGGCAAAGAUUCUUUUAGGGCCUUAAAAUUUCCAUGGGUCUGGACUGGCAAAAAAUUUUGUCCCCUCGCCCAAGCAGUUAUAAAACCCAUCCAUGAUCUGGACCUUCAGCCCUAUUUGCAUAGUGUGCCUAAAACCAUGGCAAAGUUCCACCAGUUGUUUAAAGUCUGUGGGUCUAUAGAGGAGUUGACCUCAGAUCAUAUUUCCAUGGUCAUUCAGAAGAUCUAUCUCAAAAGUGAUCAAGAGCUCAGUGAGCAAGAAAGCAAACAAAAUCUUCAUCUUAUGUUGAAUAUUAUCAGAUGGCUAUACAGCAGUCAGAUUCCAGCAAGCCCCAAUACUCCAGUUCCCAUACAUCAUAGCAAGAGUCCUUCUAAACUCAUCAUGAAGCCAAUUCAUGAAUGUUGCUACUGUGACAUCAAAGUUGAUGACCUUAAUGACUUACUGGAAGACUCAGUGGAGCCCAUCAUCUUGGUGCAUGAGGACAUACCCAUGAAAACUGCCGAAUGGUUGAAAGUUCCCUGCCUUAGUACAAGGCUCAUCAAUCCUGAAAACAUGGGAUUUGAGCAGUCAGGACAAAGAGAACCACUUACUGUGAGAAUAAAGAAUAUUUUGGAAGAGUACCCUUCCGUGUCAGAUAUUUUUAAAGAACUGCUUCAAAAUGCUGAUGAUGCAAAUGCAACAGAGUGCAGCUUCAUGAUUGACAUGAGGAGAAAUAUGGACAUAAGGGAGAAUCUUCUGGACCCAGGGAUGGCAGCUUGCCAUGGCCCUGCUUUGUGGUCAUUCAACAAUUCUGAGUUCUCAGAUUCAGAUUUUGUGAAUAUCACUAGAUUAGGAGAAUCUUUAAAGAGAGGAGAAGUUGACAAAGUUGGAAAAUUUGGUCUGGGGUUUAAUUCUGUGUACCAUAUCACUGACAUUCCCAUCAUCAUGAGCCGAGAAUUCAUGAUAAUGUUUGACCCCAACAUAAACCAUAUCAAUAAGCACAUCAAAGAUAGAUCUAAUCCUGGGAUCAAAAUUAAUUGGAGUAAACAACAGAAAAGACUAAGGAAAUUUCCUAAUCAAUUCAAACCAUUUAUAGAUGUUUUUGGCUGUCAGUUACCUUUGACUGUAGAAGCACCUUACAGCUACAAAGGGACUCUUUUCCGACUUUCCUUUCGAACUCAACAGGAAGCUAAAGUGAGUGAAGUCAGUAGCACUUGCUACAACACAGCUGAUAUCUACUCCCUCGUGGAUGAAUUUAGUCUCUGUGGACACAGGCUUAUCAUUUUCACUCAGAGUGUAAACUCGAUGUAUUUAAAGUACUUGAAAAUUGAGGAAAGCAAUCCCAGCUUAGCACAAGAUACAGUCGUAAUUAAGAAAAAACUUUGCUCAUCCAAAGCAUUGACUGUGCCUGUUUUAAGUGUUUUAAGAGAAGCUGCUAAACUCAUGAAGACUUGCAGCGGCAGCAAUAAAAAGCUCCCCACCGAUGCACCAAAGUCAUCUUGCAUCCUUCAGAUCACAGUUGAAGAGUUCCACCACGUGUUCCGAAGGAUCGCCGAUCUACACUCGCCACUUUUUCGAGGUCCAGACGACGACCCAGCCACUCUCUUUGAAAUGGCUAAAUCUGGCCAAGCCAAGAAGCCUUCAGAUGAGUUGCCACAAAAGACGAUGGAGUUCACCACAUGGCUCAUAUGUACCUGCAUGGACACAGGGGAGGCUUUAAAAUUUUCCUUGAGUGAAAGUGGAAGGAGACUGGGACUUGUUCCUUGUGGUGCAGUGGGAGUGCUACUCUCCGAAACCGAGGACCAGAAGUGGCUCGUGAAGUCACACAAUGGAGAAGUGUUCUGCUAUUUACCUUUACGGAUAAAAACUGGGUUGCCAGUUCACAUUAAUGGGUGCUUUGCUGUUACUUCAAAUCGAAAAGAAAUCUGGAAGACUGAUACAAAAGGACGAUGGAAUACCACCUUCAUGAGACACGUUGUGGUGAAAGCUUACUUAGAAGCGCUCAGUGUCUUGCGGGACCUGGCAGUCAAUGGGGAGCUGGCUGAUUAUACUUACUAUGCAGUAUGGCCUGAUCCUGACUUAGUUCAUGAUGAUUUUUCUGUAAUUUGUCAAGGAUUUUAUGAAGAUAUAGCUCAUGGGAAAGGAAAAGAACUGACCAGAGUCUUCUCUGAUGGAUCUAUGUGGGUUUCUAUGAAGAAUGUGAGGUUUUUAGAUGACUCUAUACUUAAAAGAAAAGAUGUUGGGCCUGCAGCCUUCAAGAUAUUUUUGAAAUACCUCAAGAAGAGUGGGUCGAAAAACCUCUGUGCCGUUGAGCUUCCUUCAUCAGUCAAAUUAGGAUUUGAAGAAGCUGGCUGCAAACAGAUACUUCUUGAAAACACAUUUUCGGAGAGGCAGUUUUUUUCAGAAGUGUUUUUUCCAAAUAUCCAAGAAAUUGAAGCAGAAUUUCGAGAUCCCUUAAUGAAUUUUGUGCUUAAUGAAAAGGUAGAUGAGUUCUCAGGGAUUCUUCGUGUUACUCCCUGCAUUCCUUGCUCUUUAGAGGGGCACCCUCUGGUUUUACCAUCAAGAUUGAUUCAUCCUGAAGGACGAGUUGCAAAGUUAUUUGAUAUUAAAGAUGGGAGAUUUCCUUAUGGCUCGACUCAGGAUUAUCUUAAUCCUAUUAUCUUGAUUAAACUCGUUCAGUUAGGCAUGGCGAAAGACGACAUCUUGUGGGAUGACAUGCUAGAACGUGCAGAGUCAGUAGCUGAAAUUAAUAAAAGUGACCAUGUUGCUGCUUGUCUAAGAAGUAGUAUCCUGUUAAGUCUUAUUGAUGAGAAACUAAAAAUCAGGGAUCCUAGGGCAAAAGAUUUUGCUGCAAAAUAUCAAACAAUUCCUUUCCUUCCAUUUCUAACCAAACCAGCAGGCUUUUCUUUGGAGUGGAAAGGUAACUGUUUUAAGCCUGAGACCAUGUUUGCAGCUACUGACCUUUAUACAGCUGAGCAUCAAGAUGUCAUUUGUCUUUUACAACCAAUACUAAAUGAAAAUUCCCAUUCCUUCAGAGGUUGUGGUUCAGUGCCAUUGGCUGUUAAAGAGUUUUUGGGGUUACUUAAGAAGCCAACCAUUGACCUGGUUAUAAGUCAGUUGAAAGAAGUUGCCAAGUCGGUUGAUGAUGGAAUUACAUUAUACCAGGAAAAUAUCACCAACGCUUGCUACAAAUACCUGCAUGAAGCAUUGAUGCAAAACGAAGCCGCAAAGAUAACGAUUACUGAAAAGUUAAAGCUCUGUAGCUUCAUUCUAGUUGAGAAUGCGUAUGUUGACCCAGAAAAAGUCUCUUUUCAUUUGAAUUUUGAAGCAGCUCCGUAUCUUUAUCAGUUGCCUAAUAAAUACAAAAAUAAUUUCCGGGAACUCUUUGAAAGUGUGGGUGUGAGGCAGUCAUUUAUGGUAGAAGAUUUUGCUCUUGUGUUGGAAUCUGUUGAUCAAGAAAGAGGAACAAAGCAGUUGACUGAAGAGAAUUUUCAGCUUUGCCGGCGAAUAAUUAGUGAAGGGAUAUGGAGCCUCAUUAGAGAAAAGAAACAAGAAUUUUGUGAGAAAAACUAUGGCCAGAUAUUAUUGCCAGAUACUAACCUUGCUCUUCUCCCUGCCAAAUCUCUAUGCUACAAUGAUUGUCCCUGGAUCAAAGUUAAAGAUACCACUGUGAAAUAUUGUCAUGCAGACAUACCCAGGGAAGUAGCUGUGAAACUAGGAGCAGUACCAAAGCGGCAUAAAGCAUUAGAAAGAUACGCGUCCAACAUCUGCUUCACAACACUUGGCACUGAAUUUGGACAGAAAGAAAAACUGACCAGCCGAAUUAAGAGUAUCCUUAAUGCCUAUCCUUCAGAAAAGGAAAUGUUGAAAGAGCUUCUUCAAAAUGCUGAUGAUGCAAAAGCCACAGAAAUCUGCUUUGUGUUUGACCCUAGACAGCACCCGGUUGACAGGAUUUUUGAUGACAAAUGGGCACCGUUGCAAGGGCCAGCACUGUGUGUGUACAACAAUCAGCCGUUUACAGAAGAUGAUGUCAGAGGAAUUCAGAAUCUUGGGAAAGGCACCAAAGAAGGAAAUCCUUGCAAAACGGGACAAUAUGGAAUAGGAUUUAACUCCGUGUACCAUAUCACAGAUUGCCCUUCUUUCAUUUCUGGCAAUGACAUCCUGUGCAUUUUUGAUCCUCAUGCCCGAUACGCCCCGGGAGCCACGUCAGUCAGUCCUGGGCGCAUGUUUAGAGACCUGGAUGCAGAUUUUAGGACACAGUUCUCAGACGUUCUGGAUCUUUAUUUGGGGACCCACUUUAAACUGGACAAUUGCACGAUGUUCCGAUUUCCCCUUCGUAAUGCAGAUAUGGCAAAAGUUUCCGAGAUUUCCUCAGUGCCAUCGUCAGACAGGAUGGUCCAGAAUCUUUUGGACAAAUUGCGCUCAGAUGGGGCAGAACUUCUAAUGUUUCUUAAUCACAUGGAAAAGAUUUCCAUCUGUGAAAUAGAUAAAGCUACUGGAGCUCUAAAUGUGUUGUAUUCAGUAAGGGGCAAAAUCACCGAUGGAGACAGAUUAAAAAGGAAACAAUUUCAUGCAUCUGUGAUCGACAGUGUCACUAAAAAGAGGCAGCUCAAAGAAAUACCAGUUCAACAAAUAACUUAUACUAUGGAUACUGAGGACUCUGAGGGCAAUCUCACUACAUGGCUGAUAUGUAAUAGAUCGGGUUUUUCAAGUAUGGAAAAGGUAUCCAAGAGUGUUAUAUCCGCUCACAAGAACCAAGAUAUUACUCUCUUCCCACGUGGUGGAGUUGCUGCCUGCAUCACUCACAACUAUAAAAAACCCCAUCGAGCCUUCUGCUUCCUGCCCCUCUCUUUGGAGACAGGGCUGCCAUUUCAUGUGAAUGGCCACUUUGCUCUAGAUUCAGCCAGAAGGAAUCUGUGGCGGGAUGAUAAUGGAGUCGGUGUUCGAAGUGAUUGGAAUAACAGCUUAAUGACAGCAUUAAUCGCUCCUGCAUAUGUUGAGUUGCUCAUCCAGUUAAAAAAACGGUACUUCCCUGGCUCUGACCCAACCAUGUCAGUUCUACAGAACACGCCCAUUCAUGUUGUCAAGGAUACCUUAAAAAAGUUUUUAUCCUUUUUCCCAGUCAACAGGCUUGAUCUCCAGCCAGAUUUGUACUGCCUAGUGAAGGCACUGUAUAGCUGCAUUCAUGAAAACAUGAAACGUCUUUUACCUGUUGUGCGGGCUCCAAAUAUCGAUGGCUCUGAUUUACAUUCUGCAGUUAUAAUUACUUGGAUUAAUAUGUCUACUUCAAAUAAAACUAGACCAUUUUUUGACAAUUUACUGCAGGAUGAAUUACAACACCUCAAAAAUGCAGAUUAUAAUAUCACAACCCGCAAAACCGUAGCGGAGAAUGUCUAUAGACUAAAGCAUCUGCUUUUGGAAAUUGGUUUCAACUUGGUUUAUAACUGUGAUGAAACUGCAAAUCUUUACCACUGCCUUAUUGAUGCAGAUAUUCCUGUUAGUUAUGUAACUCCUGCUGAUGUCCGAUCUUUUUUAAUGACAUUCUCCUCUCCUGAUACAAAUUGCCAUAUUGGGAAGCUGCCUUGUCGUCUUCAACAGACUAACCUUAAACUUUUCCAUAGUUUGAAACUUUUGGUUGAUUAUUGUUUUAAGGAUGCAGAAGAAAAUGAGAUUGAAGUGGAGGGUCUGCCUCUCCUCAUUACGCUGGACAGUGUAUUACAAACUUUUGAUGCGAAACGACCCAAGUUUCUAACAACUUACCAUGAAUUGAUUCCAUCCCGCAAAGACUUGUUUAUGAAUACAUUAUAUUUGAAAUAUAGUACUAUUUUAUUGAACUGUAAUGUUGCAAAAGUGUUUGACAUCUCCAGCUUUGCUGAUUUGUUAUCCUCCGUACUGCCUCGUGAAUAUAAGACCAAAAACUGUACACGAUGGAAAGACAGUUUUGCAAGUGAGUCUUGGCUAAAGAAUACAUGGCAUUUCAUCAGCGAAUCUGUAAGUGUGAAAGAAGACCAGGAAGAAACAAAACCAACAUUUGAGAUUGUUGUUGAUACCCUAAAAGACUGGGCAUUGCUUCCGGGCACAAAAUUUACUGUUUCAGCUAAUCAGCUCGUGGUUCCUGAAGGUGACGUUCUGCUUCCUCUAAGCCUUAUGCAUAUAGCAGUUUUUCCAAAUGCUCAGACCGAUAAAGUUUUUCAUGCCCUAAUGAAAGCUGGCUGUAUUCAGCUUGCUUUGAACAAAAUCUGCUCCAAAGACAGUGCAUUUGUUCCCCUGUUGUCAUGUCACACAGCAAACAUAGAGAGCCCCUCAAGCAUUUUGAAGGCUGUACAUUACAUGGUCCAGACAUCAACAUUUAGAACUGAAAAAUUAGUAGAAAAUGACUUUGAGGCACUUUUGAUGUAUUUCAACUGUAAUUUGAGUCACUUGAUGUCUGAAGAUGACAUUAAAAUUUUAAAGUCACUUCCAUGUUACAAAUCCAUCAGUGGGCGAUACAUGAGUAUUGCAAAAUUUGGAACAUGCUAUGUACUUACAAAAAGCAUCCCUUCAGCUGAAGUGGAAAAAUGGACACAAUCAUCAUCGUCUGCAUUCCUUGAAGAAAAAAUACACUUGAAAGAACUCUAUGAGAUGGUUGGUUGUGUACCUGUAAAUGAUCUUGAGGUAUAUUUGAAGCACCUCUUACCAAAAAUUGAAAAUCUUUCUUAUGAUGCAAAAUUGGAGCACUUGAUCUAUCUUAAGAAUAGAUUAUCUAGUAUUGAGGAAAUAUCAGAGAUUAAGGAACAACUUUUUGAAAAACUGGAAAGUUUGUUGAUAAUUCAUGAUGCCAACAGUCGACUAAAGCAGGCCAAACAUUUCUAUGAUAGAACUGUGAGAGUUUUUGAAGUUAUGCUUCCUGAAAAAUUGUUUAUUCCUAAGGAUUUCUUUAAAAAAUUAGAACAACUCAUAAAACCCAAAAAUCAAAGUGCGUUUAUGACAUCUUGGGUGGAAUUCUUAAGAAAUAUUGGACUAAAAUACAUACUUUCUCAGCAGCAGUUGCUACAGUUUGCUAAGGAGAUCAGUGUGAGAGCUAAUACAGAAAACUGGUCUAAAGAAACAUUGCAAAAUACAGUUGAUAUCCUCCUCCAUCAUAUAUUCCAAGAACGAAUGGAUUUGUUAUCUGGAAAUUUUCUGAAAGAACUGUCAUUGAUACCAUUCUUAUGUCCUGAGCGGGCCCCUGCUGAAUUCAUUAGAUUUCAUCCUCAGUAUCAAGAGGUAAAUGGGACACUUCCUCUUAUAAAGUUCAAUGGAGCACAAGUAAACCCUAAAUUCAAGCAGUGCGAUGUGGUACAGCUGUUAUGGACAUCCUGCCCUAUUCUUCCCGAGAAAGCCACCCCCUUGGGUAUCAAAGAACAAGAAGGUAGUGACCUUGGUCCGCAAGAACAGCUUGAACAAGUUUUAAGUAUGCUCAAUGUUAACUUGGACCCUCCUCUUGAUAAAGUCAUUAAUAACUGCAGAAACAUAUGCAACAUUACAACUUUGGAUGAAGAAAUGGUAAAAACUAGAGCUAAAGUCUUAAGGAGCAUAUAUGAAUUUCUCAGUGCAGAGAAAAGGGAGUUCCGAAUUCAACUGCGGGGGGUUGCAUUUGUGAUGGUAGAAGAUGGUUGGAAACUUUUGAAGCCUGAGGAGGUAGUGAUAAAUCUAGAAUAUGAAUCUGAUUUUAAACCAUAUUUGUACAAGCUGCCUUUAGAACUUGGCACAUUCCAUCAGCUGUUCAAACAUCUAGGCACUGAAGAUGUCAUUUCAACCAAGCAAUACGUCGAAGUAUUGAGCCGCAUAUUUAAAAAUUCUGAGGGGAAGCAGUUAGACCCUAAUGAAAUGCGGACAGUGAAGAGAGUGGUUUCUGGCCUGUUCAGGAGUCUACAGAAUGAUUCAGUCAAGGUUAGAAGUGAUCUUGAGAAUGUACGAGACCUUGCCCUUCACCUUCCAAGCCAGGAUGGUCGAUUGGUAAAGUCGAACAUCUUAGUGUUCGAUGAUGCACCUCAUUAUAAAAGUAGAAUCCAGGGUAAUAUUGGUGUUCAGAUGUUGGUUGAUCUUAGCCAGUGUUACUUGGGGAAAGACCAUGGAUUUCACACAAAGUUGAUAAUGCUCUUCCCGCAAAAACUGAGGCCUCGUUUGUUGAGCAGCAUCCUUGAAGAGCAGUUAGAUGAAGAGACCCCCAAAGUCUGUCAGUUUGGAGCCUUGUGUUCUCUCCAGGGAAGAUUGCAGUUGCUCCUGUCUUCUGAGCAGUUCAUCACAGGGCUCAUCCGGAUCAUGAAGCAUGAGAAUGACAAUGCUUUCCUGGCCAACGAGGAAAAAGCCAUAAGACUUUGCAAGGCCCUGAGAGAAGGACUGAAAGUUUCCUGUUUUGAGAAACUCCAAACAACAUUAAGAGUUAAAGGUUUCAAUCCAAUUCCCCACAGCAGAAGUGAAACAUUUGCUUUUUUGAAGAGAUUUGGCAAUGCAGUCAUUCUGCUCUACAUACAACAUUCGGACAGUAAAGACAUUAAUUUCCUACUAGCAUUAGCAAUGACCCUGAAGUCAGCAACUGACAAUUUGAUUUCGGACACUUCAUAUUUAAUUGCUAUGCUAGGAUGCAAUGAUAUUUAUAGGAUCAGUGAGAAACUUGACAGUUUAGGAGUGAAAUACGACUCUUCAGAACCUUCAAAACUUGAACUUCCUACGCCUGGCACGCCUAUACCUGCUGAAAUUCAUUAUACUCUGCUUAUGGAUCCAAUGAAUGUUUUUUACCCCGGAGAAUAUGUUGGAUACCUUGUUGAUGCAGAAGGUGGUGAUAUCUACGGAUCAUACCAGCCCACGUACACAUAUGCAAUCAUUGUACAAGAAGUUGAGAGAGAAGAUGCAGACAACUCUAGUUUCCUAGGCAAGAUAUAUCAGAUUGAUAUUGGUUACAGUGAAUAUAAAAUUGUUAGCUCUCUCGACCUGUAUAAGUUUUCCAGGCCUGAUGAAAGUUCUCACAGCAGGGACAGCGCCCCCUCUACACCCACCAGCCCCACAGAGUUUCUUGCCCCAGGACUGCGGAGCAUUCCUCCUCUUUUCUCUGGCAGAGAGAGCCACAAAAUCUCAUCUUCAAAACAUCAUUCCCCCAAAAAGCUGAAGGUUCACUCCUUACCAGAAAUCCUAAAAGAGGUGACAUCCGUGGUGGAACAAGCUUGGAAGCUUCCAGAAUCAGAAAGAAAAAAGAUCAUCCGACGGUUGUAUCUGAAGUGGCACCCUGACAAAAAUCCCGAGAACCAUGAUAUUGCCAAUGAAGUUUUCAAGCAUUUGCAGAAUGAAAUCAACAGGAUGGAGAAACAGGCUUUUCUAGAUCAAAAUGCGGACCGUGCCUCCAGGCGCACCUUUCCCACUUCAGCAUCCCGAUUUCAGUCGGAGAAGUACUCAUUCCAGAGAUUUUAUACUUCGUGGAAUCAAGAAGCAACGAGCCAUAAAUCAGAAAGGCAGCAACAGAAUAAAGAGAAAUGUCCCCCUGCAGCUGGACAGACUUACUCCCAAAGGUUCUUCGUCCCUCCCACUUUCAAGUCCGUUGGUAACCCCGUGGAAGCUCGCAGAUGGUUAAGACAAGCGAGAGCAAAUUUCUCAGCUGCCAGAAAUGACCUUCACAAAAAUGCUAACGAGUGGGUGUGCUUCAAAUGUUACCUUUCUACCAAGUUAGCUCUGAUUGCGGCUGACUACGCUGUAAGGGGAAAGUCUGAUAAAGACGUGAAGCCAACUGCUCUUGCACAGAAAAUAGAGGAGUACAGUCAGCAGCUCGAAGGACUGACAAAUGACGUCCAUACAUUGGAAGCUUACGGGGUAGACAGCCUCAAAACUCGAUACCCUGACUUGCUCCCUUUCCCACAGAUCCCAAACGACAGGUUCACGUCCGAGGUCGCCAUGAGGGUGAUGGAAUGCGCUGCUUGCAUUAUCAUAAAACUUGAGAAUUUCAUACAACAGAAAGUGUGA